ACCACUUCAGAGGAGACAUAGCGGGGUAUAUGAUUGUGACUGACACUUUCUGCUACCACAUGUACCCUCGUUAUUGAUCCGAAUAUCCAAAAUGCCAUCUCUGAUUCACAAUCUCUCCUCAACCGUUGUUUCGCUGAAGUCCUGCCGCUGCCGCCUGCGUACAAGCUCUCCCUCAGCCACUCCUUCCCUUCAGACGACCAACAGUAUUCGACCAGAGACCUUUUUUUCUUGGUUUUUCCCUGCUGUUUCUAGGGAUUCGACGAGAGGAACAAGAGCUCCGUCCGCCACUCGUUUCCUGUCUUUCGCUUACUCAAUUCUAGUGUCUGUAUUGAAGGAGAAACUGGCAGCACUUGGUUCAUUUGGAGUAUUAGCUGAUCAUCAACUUCAAGCAAAGCUGCAAGAGCAUCACUUAAAAGGGUGAGUUAGGAAUGUUUGUUUGUGAGUUUUGUCUGACCUUAUAUGAAAGUGAAUAAAUGUCAAUGCUCAAAUCAGCUAGUUUUCCUGAAUUCUUUACUUUAUUCUUUAAUAAUUGAAGGCUUGAAUUCAAUUCCAAGUUCUUGACACCU
This is a messenger RNA of Cuscuta campestris, 566 nucleotides long. The record is from the annotation of a GenBank genome assembly. Lineage: Eukaryota; Viridiplantae; Streptophyta; Magnoliopsida; Solanales; Convolvulaceae.